Messenger RNA from Planococcus citri (citrus mealybug), 1382 nucleotides. RefSeq names its product SREBP regulating gene protein. The transcript has 4 exons. Bases 168 to 803 code for a protein of 211 amino acids. The record is from RefSeq and is a predicted model, not a curated record. Gene Ontology annotation, biological process: positive regulation of SREBP signaling pathway. NCBI's taxonomy places the organism in Eukaryota, Metazoa, Arthropoda, Insecta, Hemiptera, Pseudococcidae.
AACACUGCGUUAUCUCGUUAGUCGUUUCGUCGAAGAAAAAAAGGGUGUAAAUUUUCAUUCGGUUGAAAAAAUACGCUGAUUUUACUAAAUACUAAUAAUUUUAAGUAAUUAUUUAGUAAUGGUAAAUACUUAUUGAUUGAACAUGUCGCUACGUAUAAGAACAAACCAUGUUGAUCGAUUGCAUAACUCGUUUUAUCCGCAGAAAACUGGUACUCGGUAUCAUCUUUAUUCUUUCGCUGACAUAUUGUUUAUAUAGUUUCGCCAAAGAUUGGGAAUACCCUGAUGCUACGUUCGGUUCGAGUAAAUCGGAUGUAUUCCCAACGCCAGAGAAGAUGAAACAGUUUGUCUGGAAUUCAGAUCAAGAUCAAAGUAUUAAAAAUGAUUCAUUAUCCGUCACAUCGUGUCGAAAUUCAGUUCAGGGCAAGUACUUAAUGGCUGACGAUCGUGGAUACUUGUGUAAGAGAAUCGAUGUCCAGGCGAACGGUUGUUGUAAUUUGACAUCUUCGUUUACCACUCGUUACUCCUGCGAUACGUGUAAUACCGAAGGCUGUUGCAGUGUUUACGAGAAUUGUAUUUCUUGUUGCUUAAAUCCGAACAAAAAACCAUUACUAGAAGACGUCUUUCACAAAGCCAACGGCGGAUUACGAGUAAUUCUAUCUUCGAUCAGCGAUCACUUCGAACUGUGUUUGGCCAAAUGUCGCACCAACUCGCUCAGCGUUUAUCACGAAAACUCGUAUAAAAAUCCUCUGAAGAAAUACUGCUACGCUGCAACACCUUCAAACUCGGUGACGAAAUCUUCUUAAAAUUAAAUGUAUUUUCAUUACCCAUGUAUACAUAUUAUACCCUCUUACCCAUUUUAUUUAAAAUGUUAACUGUGAUAAGUACUAGGAUUUUUCUCAUAAGAUAUUAUUGUACGUCUACGUAGUAUGUAAGGUGUUGUUUUUUUGAACAUUUUGUUUGUUUAUGUAUAUGAGUUUUGAAACUUGUGAUAGUUGUUGUAUUUUUGUACAUCAUUUCAUUUUUUACUAAUUGAGGUAUUUUUUACUUUCAUUUCUUGUUUUUCAUUUUAUAAUUGUAUUAUUAUUUAUUAGUUAUAACGUUGAACCAAAUUUGUUACGAUUUUAUGUUUUAAUUUACUAAUAGCUUUGGUACUUACGUCUACUUAGGUGAGGAUGUGGGAGGUGUGAGUGUUCUUACUUUUUUUUAUAGUUUGUGUUUUUCUAAUUCGAGUAUAUUACAGUAGAGUGUAGAGUGACUACGAAGACAUAUAGUGUCAAUUUUUGUAAAAAUGUAUAUAACCAUUUGAAUUAUUGUACGAUUGAUUAGAUACGUAAUAUUUUGCAAUAUCUUCGGUGCAAGCGGAAUAAAAUACUUUUUUACAA